Molecule: messenger RNA, 1092 nt
Organism: Knipowitschia caucasica
Lineage: Eukaryota; Metazoa; Chordata; Actinopteri; Gobiiformes; Gobiidae
Source: the annotation of a GenBank genome assembly
AUGGAGGGCCCAGCGUCACCAGAGUCACCCCUGAACCUGACACAGUGUGUGCCAGAUGCUAAGUCAGGGAAACGGUGCCUUCAGCCGAAGUCAGUUCCAUGUUUAUUCCAGUGGAAUAAUUAUUUGAAAAAGACCCCGCGACCCGGAGUUUGGGAGCGCAGUGCACGCCUUUCCCAGACCGCGGCCACAGUUGCAGAGGAUGAUGACAACUCCAAUGUGGCGAAGGAUGAGCCCUCCUCUGGUUGUAUUGAUCUGGCUCCAGACUCUACCCCCAUCUUUGAGGACCACGACUAUGCUGCAAGUUCAUUCAUUGUGGUGGGCCCUAUGAGAUAUGAAAACAUGACGAGGGAGAUUGAGGAGCUCAGGCAGCAGCUACAGUCGCAUCCUUUGACUCAUACAUUUGGACUGCAGCGGUUUGCCUCAUCACCUGAAGACACAAGGGAUUAUAAUCAUGCUUACGGUCCAUGUGUCUCCCAGGCAGAGGUGAAAAAGCUGAGUGCAGACCGCUGCAGAGAAAUGAAGGAGAUCCAGAAGCUGGAAAAGAUCAGACUGAAAAACCCUACUGACCGUCAGAGCAUCGCUGAAGUAAGUGUGCAGAAGGCUUCCUCUAAUGCCCAGAGAAACACCAGGCUCAUGGAGGAGGCCAUUGUGGACUUCCAGAGGAACAAGCUGGAGGACAUCAAGUGCAUAUUCACAGACUUCAUCACGGUGGAGAUGCUGUUCCAUGCCAAAGCCCUGGAGAUUUACAGCCACACCGUCCAAAGCCUGGAGGCCAUCGACCUGCACAGGGACUUGGAGAUGUUCAGUGGGCGUAUUUGCACACAAGACUUCCUCUCGUCCCGUGUGGACAGUCCAUUGAGUGGACAGCCUCUGUACCAUGGGCCCCACCACAGCACCAGCACAAGGGGGCCCCUUCGAGAGCUGCAGGGACCAGAAGCUGAGUCCAUACCCAGGCCCCGCAGCACCUUAAGCAGGCAGAGACACAUGGAGGAGGAGCCGGAGAAAGAAGAGGAGGAGUUGGAUGCAGAGGCCCUGCCCACCCGCCGCUCAUACACUCAGCACUACGCUCAGGCUCGCAGGUGGAUCAACUGA